AUGGGUAGACUCGCGGCGUGCUGGGUCACCGUCUUCCUUGUGUUCGUCCCUUGCGGUGAGGUCAUCGGUCACCUGGCCCGCCGCGACACAGUGCUGUCCGUGGUGCGCAUCGCCAACGCGGGCUGCGGCGGCGGGGACAGCAGCGGCACGUGCUACACCGCCUUGGAGUGCCAGCAGCGCGGGGGCACCUCCAUCGGCUCCUGCGCCCGGGGCUUCGGCGUCUGCUGCUACAAGGAGAUCACCUGCGGGGGCUCAACAUCCACGAACUGCACGCACCUGGUGAGCCCCAACUACCCCAUGAAGUACAACGAGGCCCGCACGUGCACCAUGACCGUCACCCGCACGCCGGACAUCUGCCAGCUGCGCCUCGACUUCAAAACCUUCGACACCUUCCCGCCAGACCAGUUCGGUGUGUGCAACGAGGACCAGUUCACAGUAGAGGGAGAGAGGAAGUUCACGUACCUGUGUGGAAAGGCACCGACGGACUGGCACUUCUAUCUGGAUGUCACCGGCCAGGCCAACCCCACCGUGUUCAACUUCGACACCUCCGACGCCAACUACAACAGGCGGUUCAGGAUUAAGGUGUCCAUGAUUGAGUGCUCCAAGAAAGUUCAAGGGGGCUGCGGGCAGUACCUGACGGGGAACAGCGGCGUGGUGCAGAGUUUCAACUACGGCGGCUUUUACCUGGCCGGCCUCGACUACGGCAUCUGCUUCAGGAAGGAGAAGAACAAAUGCACCACCACCCUGCGCACGGCCGGCCCUUCCUUCAUCCGCUGCCCCAAUGACCUGUACCGCCUGCCCGUGGGUCGCUCCGCCGCCAACUUCAACAACCCCCUCGCCACGCUCGCCCUCUACUGCCAGCUCGACACAAACUUCGCCCCCUUCGCCUCGCUGGCCAGGAUAAAGUCACCGCUCACCACCGUCGGUCGCGGCCCCCUCGUCAUCUGGCACCGCACGGACCCCGACGACGACCAACCCAACUACCAAAGCACCGCCGCCUGCACCGCCUGCGCCGGCUUCUUCCAGACCUACACCCACAACGACUGCUGAACGACGACUACAAUACUGGAUGCAUCUCUACACUGCUGAGUGCUGACUAUAUACAUCGCUGUCUCCCUAUGCUGACCUAUCCACACAACUACAUACUUACAGAUACAACGACUGCUGACUGCUGACUGUACUGCUGACUAAGGACUAAUGGAUGAAUCUCUAUACUGCUGACUGCUGAUUGCUGACUACUGACUGAUUUCCUACACUGCUGACUUCUAAUUACGUCCUGACUCCCUACAUUGCUGACUGCUGACUACAUACAUGGCUGACUUCCGGUACCAAUCACCACUACUCAGCGCAACUCUUCCAGGCAACUGCUGACUCUACUGACUGCUGAGUGCUGACUUGACUAAACGCAUGGCUGGUUCCCUACACUGACAUACUGAGUGCUGACUAGACAUGUGCCCCGCUAUUCUGACAUGCCGACUACUGUGCUGCAUGCUGACUUCACGUGUGGCUAACUCCCUAAAUAAAUAUAAGAAAGUUGGCACAUUAUCGCACUCACACUCACUUAUCGUAUACAGAGCACAAUUGUUUU
Molecule: messenger RNA, 1588 nt
Organism: Eriocheir sinensis (Chinese mitten crab)
Lineage: Eukaryota; Metazoa; Arthropoda; Malacostraca; Decapoda; Varunidae
Exons: 8
Coding region: 1-1050 (349 amino acids)
Source: RefSeq, a predicted model, not a curated record